AUGCUGAGCUCGAAUCUCCGGAGCCUUCUCUGGCUGCUCAGCCUAAACGGGGCAGUCAUCGCGCAAGAGGAUGUCAUCAGUAGCGAUGACUUUUUUUAUGGCCAUUCUGACCCUGUGUAUCCUACCCCGGAACUGACAGAGGCUGGGCCAUGGGCUGCAGCCGUAGCGAAGGCGAGGAAUCUUGUCGGCCAAUUGUCUAUUGAAGAGAAAGUCAACUUGACUGGAGGAGUCACGUCCUCGACUGGCUGCUCUGGAUUUGUGCCCGGCAUUGAACGGGUUGGCUUUCCUGGCUUGUGUCUUGCUGAUGCCGGCCAAGGAGUUCGGAACACUGAUUACGUCCAUUCUUGGCCAUCUGGUAUCCACGUUGGUGCUAGUUGGAACAAAGACUUAACUCGACAGCGAGCUGAGUUUUUGGGCCAUGAGGCACGUACGAAAGGCGUUAAUGUUCUGCUCGGGCCGUGUAUUGGCCCCAUAGGCAGAGUAGUGGAAGGAGGAAGGAAUUGGGAAGGCUUCUCUAUUGACCCCUACUUGUCUGGUGGUUUGGUCUAUGAGACUGUCUCUGGUGUGCAAAGUGCCGGUGUUAUAACAAGCACAAAGCAUUUUAUUGCCCAAGAGCAAGAGACACACCGACUACAAACCAGUAGCGGGGCUCUCGUAGAGUCCGUCUCAUCCAAUGUGGAUGACAAGACGAUCCACGAGCUAUACCUAUGGCCAUUUGCGGAAGCAGUUCGCGCCGGGACCGGAAAUAUCAUGUGCUCCUUCAACCGACUUAAUAACUCAUACGCUUGCCAGAACAGCAAGGGGCUGAAUGGCCUUCUGAAGGGGGAGCUAGGGUUUCAAGGUUGGGUCGUAUCCGACUGGGGCGCUCAGAUGUCUGGGGUCGCUAGCGCUCUUGCCGGUCUUGACGUUGCAAUGCCAAGCGGCGACGGCAAAUGGGGUGGUAACCUGACGCUUGCUGUCAAUAAUGGAAGCGUUCCAGAGAGCCAAUUAGACAACAUGGCCACUAGGAUCCUGGCGUCAUGGUUUCAGAUGAAGCAAGACCAGCCCGACUACCCUGCGCCAGGAUUUGGUAUGCCCGCUGACCUCGCAGCACCGCAUGAGGUUGUUGAUGCGAGAAACCCAAAGGCCCGUGUAACGCUCUUCGAUGGAGCAGCAGAAGGGCACGUACUGGUGAAAAACGUCAACGGCGCUCUCCCGCUAGAGUCGGCAAAGAUGAAGCUCAUAUCCAUGUUCGGCUAUUCAGCAAAGGCACCCAACAGAAACAACCAGGAGCUCAAGAAAGACGGCGAGUUUUUCACCGCAUGGAGUAUGGGUACCUCUUCAGCGAACAACACGGAGUUGAACAAGGCUUUCUUUGGAGAUCUGAACCUGAGCACUUCUGCCAUUGCACCCAAUGGCACUCUCGUAUCUGGUGGUGGUUCAGGCGCGACCGCCCAGAACCUGAUCAGCGCCCCUUAUGACGCGCUUGUUGCCCAGGCUUACGAAGAUGGAACUGCUCUCUUCUGGGAUUUUGAGUCGGGGUCACCACUUGUGAACCCAACAUCUGAUGCUUGUAUUGUAGUUGGUAAUGCCUGGGCUGCGGAAGGCUACGAUCGACCGGCGCUUCGGGAUGACUUUACGGAUGGCCUAAUCAACAACGUUGCAGAUCAGUGUGCAAACACUAUCGUCGUCUUCCACAAUGCUGGAGUCCGUUUGGUGGACACUUUUGUUGAUCACCCCAAUGUGACAGCGAUUAUCUUUGCGCAUCUUCCUGGUCAGGAGAGUGGAAAGGCAUUGAUAUCACUGCUUUACGGAAAGACCAACCCUUCAGGACGUCUGCCCUAUACUGUCGCCAGAAAUGAGUCAGACUAUGGCUCGCUCGAGAAGCCUGACAAAACACUUGCCCCGGAUAUGUACCAAGCGUUCCCGCAGUCCAACUUCACGGAGGGUGUAUUCAUUGACUACCGUCAUUUCGAUGCCCAGAACAUUACCCCGCGCUACGAGUUCGGAUUCGGGCUAAGCUACACAACUUUUCAGUAUUCGAACCUUGCUGUAUCGAAGACGGGUACCGCUGUGGGGCCCUAUCCCACGGGUCCUGUCGUUGAGGGCGGACAUGCUGAUUUGUGGGAGAUCAUUGCAAACGUUACUGCUCAGGUCAGCAAUGUUGGGGAUCGAGACGGUAAGGAGGUUGCCCAGCUCUAUGUUGGCAUUCCAGGUGAGGGUGUUCCGGUCAAGCAGUUACGAGGAUUUAAUAAGCCGUCGAUCAAGGCUGGCGAAACAGUGUGUAUCACAUUCGGCCUCACCAGGAGAGAUCUGAGUGUAUGGGACGUUGAUGCCCAAAAGUGGCUACUGCAAGAAGGCACAUAUAGUAUCUCGGUUGGAAGAAGCAGCAGGGAUCUCCCCUUGAUCGGAACUCUAGAUAUCUGA
Messenger RNA from Neoarthrinium moseri, 2406 nucleotides. RefSeq lists its product as uncharacterized. Gene Ontology annotation, biological process: glucan catabolic process. Gene Ontology annotation, molecular function: beta-glucosidase activity. Lineage: Eukaryota; Fungi; Ascomycota; Sordariomycetes; Amphisphaeriales; Apiosporaceae. The record is from RefSeq and is a predicted model, not a curated record. The coding region runs from base 1 to 2406 and encodes 801 amino acids. The transcript has 8 exons.